AUGGAUCUCCUUGGGGACAAAAAUGCUCAGCACAUGGCUCAACCUGUCAUGAUUAAGGGGCACUUACAAUUUCACCUUUCGGGGCUGCACUCGCGAAGAGGAUGGGAGGAUGAACUGGUCGGUAAUUGCAAACAGGAGCUUGUAAAGAACUUGAUGGGUUUAAAUAACCGUGUUGCUCGAUGCCAACUAGUCGCCCAUGUUCCUCAAGUGGGGAACGAGGUGGCCGAAAGGGAGAAAGAAUGGUCAGCCGGUAAUCCAGGGAAUAUGAAAGGGCUAAAAAAAAACAACCUUGACCAUAUGAAGAGGUUAUAUCAUGGGAUUUUAGUAGUGUCUAAACACACGACACGCUGCUCACUUUUCAUCCCCCAAAAUCUCUGGGCUCAAAAAUUUCUGAAAGAAGUCAUAAUCCGGGAAGGCAGCACCAGUAGCGAUGGACAUCUGCGCCAAGACUAUGUAGCAAAAGAACUCAGAGAAAGUUCAAAGGUCACAGAUAGUUGGGGACCAGAUGAAGUAGGCAUCACAAGGCAGCAUACUUGUGAGGUUGCAAAGAAGCUGUUGACUCCACCACAGCAAAAUCGCCAUUGA
This is a messenger RNA of Coccidioides immitis RS, 585 nucleotides long. RefSeq lists its product as uncharacterized. The transcript is spliced from 5 exons. Lineage: Eukaryota; Fungi; Ascomycota; Eurotiomycetes; Onygenales; Onygenaceae. Bases 1 to 585 code for a protein of 194 amino acids. The record is from RefSeq and is a predicted model, not a curated record.